Messenger RNA from Bufo bufo (common toad), 1194 nucleotides. It is a transcript of the gene TRMT10B, whose product is annotated as tRNA methyltransferase 10B. Gene Ontology annotation, molecular function: tRNA binding. Lineage: Eukaryota; Metazoa; Chordata; Amphibia; Anura; Bufonidae. Gene Ontology annotation, cellular component: nucleoplasm; nucleus. The transcript is spliced from 9 exons. Gene Ontology annotation, biological process: tRNA N1-guanine methylation. The coding region runs from base 53 to 1126 and encodes 357 amino acids. The record is from RefSeq and is a predicted model, not a curated record.
CUCCGUGAUCCCGCCUACUCAAUGAUGCCUGGCACUUGAUGUGCGCUGAGUGAUGACGUCACGUAAAGCGAGCAGCGCGUGUCCCAGCAGGAUGAAGUCAAUGACCAGUCAUGAAGAAGGCGACAUGAUGAAGUCUGCUGAAAACAAGAUCUGCUGUGAGACAGUAACUAACAUGGGAGAAGCUGGAGAGGUUCCUGAUGGAGCAGGCAGCAGAACCGAGGCACCUGGAGAAGUCAGCUCUUUAAUAGAUCACCUCACUUUAAUACAUAUAGAUGUGGAAAGUAAUGAUCCUGGGUUACACUCUCAGGAGAACCAAGCUUCUUGUUCGAGGAAUGUAAUGAGAAAACAGAAACACUGGGAAAAAAUCAUUGCAGCGAAAAAAAGUAAAAGAAGACAGGAAAAAGAGAGAAGAAAAGCCAGGCAGUGUGAGGAUGCCAAUGCAGGUACUGACUGCCAUCAGCACAGCAAAAAGUUUCUAAAAGCUUUAACCAAAGAACGUCUCUUAGGAGCAAAAGAUGCUGGCCCUAGGCUUUGCAUUGACUUGAGUAUGACCGACCACAUGAGCAAGAAGGAGAUGUGCCGCCUUGCUGCUCAAAUCAGAAGACUUUAUGGUUCCAACAAGAAAGCUGCAAAACCAUUUUGGCUGUACCUGACAGGUUUUGUAGAAAACAGUCUGUUAUAUGAUGAAUGUGUGAGAAUGAAUGAUGGAUUUGUCCAUUAUCUGGUUGAAACUACAGAAGCCAGCUUUCUUGAUCUGUUUCCACUGGAGACAAUAGUUUAUCUCACUCCAGACUCUGACCAUGUCCUGGAAGACAUUGAUCCUACAAAAGUGUAUAUUCUUGGAGGACUUGUGGAUGAAAGUGUCCAGAAGAAAGUAACAUAUCAAAAAGCUAAACACAAUGGCCUGCAAACUGCACGACUGCCAAUACAGGAAUACAUGGUUAAGAAGGUUAAUGUGAAGAACUUCCACUCCGAGAUACUGGCUAUCAAUCAAGUGUUCGAUAUUUUACGCACCUACAGUGAAACACAGAGCUGGCCGGAAGCGCUGAAAGCUGGAGUGUCACCAGGAAAAGGUUUUGUCCUCCCAGGAGAAAUCAUACCGAAAAAGGAAUCCUCUUUUACUUAGUUUUACAUCUACUUAUUAUAAAUUAUUGUGAAGGGAAAAAAAAUUAACAGGAAAAGGAUUUUCAAAAA